Messenger RNA from Callorhinus ursinus (northern fur seal), 3515 nucleotides. Lineage: Eukaryota; Metazoa; Chordata; Mammalia; Carnivora; Otariidae. The record is from RefSeq and is a predicted model, not a curated record.
CACGGCUUCCACUACAGUCUGAGCCUCAGAAGGGAAGAAGAAUGAGAGCUGGUUCUUCCCUUGACCUGUUCAGAUUUCUCCAUAACAUUACCGUUCCAGCACCAUGACAUAAACGCGUCCAUCUCCAGACACAUGAUUUUCAAAACCGCAGAUUAAGUGCUAAACCAUCAUCACGAAAUCCACUUCAUGUUGUAAUCAGCUUGCUUGCCACGGCCCUCUCCUGAGAAAGAGAUUAUGCAAUCAGUAGUAACAAAUGCUGGGCAUUCUAGGAAGGAAGCAUCCCACAGGUUGUGGGUCAAUCACAAGCUGUUGGAGGGAGGUAAUUGAGAAGACAUGACCACUGGUUGACCCUCGAGCUGGACAUAGGCAACUAGAGGCUUCUCGCCCCCUCCCCUGUCCUCGGAAUGCAUGUUUUGUCCACUGUUCCUGCACUUGGAGCCAUUUCAAGGAUGCAGCCUUGUGAGAAUAAUGUGUUGUUGAGACCAUCUGGACUGGUUAUGUGGGCUGGACCCUGCUGAGGCCUCUACAGAAACUUUAAGAUUCUGGCAGUGUGAGUGAAGAUAUCCGGGAUGGCUCAGGGAUCUGGGGAUCAAAGAGCAGUGGGAAUCGCUGACCCAGAGGAGAGUUCUCCAAAUAUGAUAGUCUACCGAAAAAUUGAAGACAUAAUUACAAAGAUGCAAGAUGACAAGACAGGUGGUGUGCCCAUCAGAACGGUCAAGAGCUUUCUCUCCAAAAUUCCCAGUGUUGUCACAGGUACUGACAUCGUGCAGUGGCUUAUGAAGAACCUUUGCAUCGAGGACCCAGUUGAAGCAAUACACUUGGGAAGCCUUAUAGCCGCCCAGGGCUACAUCUUUCCGAUCUCAGACCACGUUCUCACCAUGAAGGAUGAUGGCACCUUUUACCGUUUCCAGGCCCCGUACUUUUGGCCUUCGAACUGCUGGGAGCCUGAAAACACCGACUAUGCCAUCUAUCUCUGUAAGAGGACAAUGCAGAAUAAAGCAAGGCUGGAAUUGGCAGAUUAUGAAGCAGAAAACUUAGCAAGACUCCAGAGGGCCUUUGCAAGGAAGUGGGAAUUCAUCUUUAUGCAAGCAGAAGCACAAGUGAAGAUAGAUCGGAAAAAGGACAAGACGGAAAGGAAAAUUUUGGAUAGUCAAGAACGGGCCUUUUGGGAUGUGCACAGGCCAGUGCCAGGGUGUGUGAACACAACAGAAAUGGAUAUCAGAAAAUGCCGGCGUCUGAAGAACCCACAAAAGGUUAAAAAGUCAGUGUAUGGCGUGACUGAAGAGUCCCAGUCGCAAAGCCCCGUGCACAUACCCAGUCAGCCAAUCAGGAAAACUACAAAAGAGGACAUCCGGAAACAGAUAACAUUUUUGAAUGCACAGAUUGACAGACAUUGUUUAAAAAUGUCCAAAGUGGCUGAAAGCUUAAUUGCUUACACGGAACAGUAUGUGGAAUAUGAUCCUUUGGUCACGCCGGCUGAGCCCUCCAAUCCCUGGAUCAGCGACGAUAUCACUUUAUGGGACAUAGAGAUGAGCAAAGAACCCAGCCAGCAGCGAGUCAAGAGAUGGGGCUUCUCUUUCGACGAGGUAUUGAAGGACCAGGUGGGGCGGGACCAGUUCCGGAGAUUCCUGGAGUCCGAGUUCAGCUCAGAAAACCUCAGGUUCUGGUUGGCUGUCCAAGAUCUCAAGAAACAACCCCUCCAGGAUGUGGCCAAGAGGGUAGAAGAAAUCUGGCAAGAGUUUCUGGCUCCAGGGGCCCCAAGUGCAAUCAACCUGGACUCUCACAGCUAUGAGAUAACCAGUCAAAACGUCAAAGAUGGAGGGAGAUACACAUUCGAAGAUGCCCAGGAACACAUCUACAAGUUGAUGAAGAGUGACAGCUAUGCCCGCUUCCUCCGGUCAAACGCUUACCAGGACCUCCUGCUGGCCAAGAAGAAGCCAGAAAGUGAGCAAGGUCGUAGAACUUCCUUAGAAAAGUUCACUCGCAGUGUGGGAAAGUCGCUGGCGGGCAAGCGCCUCACCGGCCUGAUGCAGUCCUCCUGACGGUUCCCGCCGCAGGGCCCGGGCCCGACGACCCCACGGGCAGGCGGCGGCGCUCCACCUCCGCGGACAGAGUCUCCCUACGGGGAGACCUGGUCACUGUGAAAGAGAAGGAGUGAGGGCGAGGACGGGCGGCAGAGGGGGGCCCCGGUGGGUGACCGGGGACACCAGAGAGAACAGGCCCACAGAGCCCGGGGUCGGCCCUGUUUACAACCCUCUCUUCCUUGUACAGUUGUGCGCCGACACCCCGUUCCCGAGGAGGUCCCGGGCCCUAACUCGUUCGGAGCACACCACCUCGUGGGGCUCCUGUCGUGACCACCACUUGAGAUUCUAAUCUUGUUCCCGCCACUCUUCCCUCUGUCUGGGGGAUCACGCCUUCCGGCACACGCGAGAGGGACCGGCUGGCCCCGAGCACAUCCAGUGUUACGCCCCGCCUCCCCCUCCCCCCCCCCCGUCUGGCUCUGGGGCACCCACCACACCCCCGUAGUGAUGGCCACUGUGUCCCGACGGCCCCCUGCCUCGCCCCGAGUCUAUGUAAGGCCCCCCCGCGCCACACGUCCCCGUCGUGGCGACCGUGCUGAGCAACCUCGCGGAUUGCCUCAGUUCUGCCAGCGCCCUGGAGGCCGGCUUUCCAAGAGGUCCCCACGGGCGCAGGGCUGCCCUCUGGUCCUGUCACAUGCCUCAAGGGUCCCACACCAGAGGAAGCACCGGCGUCCCUGAAAGAGCUUGUAGCUUGACAGCGGUGGAGGUUCUGACCAUCUUUUAAAACAUUUAUUACUUCCUAACUCAUUCUGUUUUUGCCCCCUUCUCCUUGGCUUGUUCCCUCGUGUUUUACUCAAAAUAAACAUGGCCAUGAACGCAGGGGCCCCUGGGAUCCUCCCCUCCGGCAGCCCCGGUGGAAGCUGGGAGAGUUCCCGGCCCCGGGGUUGGGGGGAGGUGGCUGAGUCGUCCCGCUGGCUGCUGGGGCCCACCCUGUGGCAUCCUGAUGGGCCCCUGGCUGGGCCAGGUCUCAGUUGUGUCUGGAGUUGGGGCUGAACCUGCGACAGAGGGCCUAGGCCAGAGCCAGAUGCUUCUCGGACAGCCCAGCAAAGGCAAGGCGAAACAGAGUUGGUCCUCAAGGGAAAAAAGCAGACACAAAGCAAAACCUGCAAAAAAAACCCACUUGUGCUCCCUUCAUGUGUAUGUCAAAAUGACUAUCUGCCAAUUGGCCGUGAGGUAAUAUAUGUAACACACUGAAUCAGGUGCCUGGCGCGUAGUAGGUGCUCAGCAAAUGGUAGCUAUUACUCUCCUCAUUGUCACUGUCACCAUUGUGACGCCCGUGAGCCCUCUGACGGAGCGGUAUUAAGCAACAUGUUUUUGAACUCGGACACUCACUUCACCUGCUAGAACUAGCCUCCUUCGAUCUAUUUUUGGCCAUAGGUGAAAAUUUUCUCUGGGGAGUGUAUAAACAGCAAACAUAGAAGCAAAAAAAAAAAA